AUGGACUCUGUGGAGGAAAAGGUGGAGAUGCUGCUGAAUGGAGAAGGGCUGGAGGUUCCAGAUUCUGACUCUGAUCAUGUGCAGGCUGUAACCCUGAAAAAAAAUGUGUGCUACAUAGUGAGUGCGGUCAUCUUCAACUCUGAGGGUGAUGUGCUGAUGGUGCAGGAAGCAAAGAGGGAGUGUUACGGUCAAUGGUAUCUCCCUGCAGGCCGCAUGGAGGCGGGCGAGAGCAUCCGCGAAGCUCUGCGCAGGGAGGUAAAAGAAGAGGCUGGGUUUGAGUGUGAGCCAAUUACCAUGCUGCUGGUGCAGGAACAGCGGCGGCAGUGGCUCCGCUUCACCUUCCUCGCCGAGGUCACAGGGGGCUGCCUGAAGACACUGUCCGAGGCAGACUCGGAGUCCCUGCAGGCCCAGUGGUGGGAUCCCAAGGCUCCUCUUCCUCUGCGUAGCCAGGAUGUUGUGGGUCUCAUCGAUGCUGGAGUGAAAUAUCGCCAGAAGCCUUGGUUCCCUGUUUCUCUCCCCGUGAACAUGCCUUGCUCUGUGGUGUGUCAGAGAUUACUCUUCGUCUUCAGCUGCAAGGAGCAAAUAUGGCUGCUUUUCGCUAAACACACAGACGGUUCUGAUACAGACGUUCGUCUUCCUGUGAUCGUCUCAGAAAAAGGGGAUUCGAUCGAACGGGCGGGGUACAGAUUCCUACAGGGCUGCAUGCGGACGAAUCCCGCGCUGCAGUUUAACAUGCAUGGACUUCUGGGAGUGCAACACGACAGCAGUGUACUGAGCCAAUCUGACGGGAUCUGCUUCAAUACAUUUGUGGCUAUGGAGCCUACUGAAGAAGGGGCGGAGCUUAGCAGCCUGCCGUUAUUGGACAACGAAAGGUACACUUGGUGCAAAGUGACCAAUCAAAGCUUAAAAUGCAAGAUACUACAGAGGAUAAAGGACAGAUCUUUCCUUCCCAUGAACAAAGUCUAAUUAUUUGUUUUGACUAAUUAACCACAACAAAUUUAAGCUACCGAGCGGGUUAUGCCGUCCCUUUACGGCGAUCCGACUUCUGCUGUCGCAAUGCAACAGUGUGCGACACACCGAGCGAUGCUGUUUGUAGUGUUUACUCCAUGAGAGAGAAGAAAAAAAAGUUAUGAAAUUAAUAGUAGAAUCGUUUGAAAACAUGUUAGUGAAAGUGGGAAUAAUAAACGAGACAGUUUCCUGCAGUGACGAAUCCUAAUCAUUCAAGAUCGACCUUUAGCAUUCUGUAGAUUAACCAAAAUUGGAAGUUUUCGUUUAAUGCUUAUUAAACAUUGGUGAAUAGUGAACAUAUCUUUUUUUGUACAUGAAGCAAAGAAUAAACACACAUUUUUAUGGCAUACAGAAGGCACGACAAUUUAGUCUGAAAAAAAACUGGAGCUGUUAAACUACAGGCAUUUUUUGUUGCUGUUUGACGACAGAAAGGGGGAGAGAGAGAAACACAAAGACAGGGAGAGAGACGGAGGGAGGGAGAGACGGCUAUGGAUAGAAAUCCGGAUUAAAAACACUGGAAAAAAAUGUGCCAAGUGUAUCAUGAUUGUCAUCUUUAUAUUAUCCGUGUGUGCACACAGAUCGGAUUGUUUCAUGUUUACAAGUCGCGCCAUUUCAACAACAAAGACUGAAUUCGUCAAAGAAACAAAAAAAGGAAAAAAAAAAUACACAA
This is a messenger RNA of Tachysurus vachellii, 1678 nucleotides long. RefSeq names its product nudix (nucleoside diphosphate linked moiety X)-type motif 18 (gene nudt18). The record is from RefSeq and is a predicted model, not a curated record. The transcript has 3 exons. Gene Ontology annotation, molecular function: magnesium ion binding; 8-oxo-dGDP phosphatase activity; 8-oxo-GDP phosphatase activity. NCBI's taxonomy places the organism in Eukaryota, Metazoa, Chordata, Actinopteri, Siluriformes, Bagridae. Bases 1 to 966 code for a protein of 321 amino acids.